Molecule: messenger RNA, 1153 nt
Organism: Rhododendron vialii
Lineage: Eukaryota; Viridiplantae; Streptophyta; Magnoliopsida; Ericales; Ericaceae
Exons: 3
Coding region: 101-1069 (322 amino acids)
Source: RefSeq, a predicted model, not a curated record
GCAUAAUUAACUCAAGAAGUAACACCGGGGGAAGAAAGAAGAUAAGCAAAACACAGCCUCAAUCCUUCCCAGCUCCCAAUAUCUUCUUCCUUCCCAAUCCAUGACAACCACCACAGUCCAUCCCCCUUUGAUCUACUACUAUCGAAACCCGAAAUACCCAAUCUCGAUCGGAGACAAACCCUCCCUCUUGCCAUCCGCUCGCACGAAAUUCUUCACCAGGCCAACCCUCUUCCCCAUUUCCCCAACUCUGGCCGUGAAAUGCAGCUCCGAAAAGGGAGAAGUGAUUGGUGGUCUGAAGGAGGUGUUGUCCGGGAUUGUGGACGAGAGAGUAGAGGAACUGUUGAACAGGGAAGAGAACAGGGUUUUGCUUGAUGGGUUGGAGACGGCUUCGCAGAGAGUUGAGGUUGCCAAGAGAGCGCUCGCGGAGAUUGAAGAACAGGAAAUUGAAGCUAAGAAGUUGAGGGAUUAUGUCAAUAAUCUCGAAUCCAGAACCUCCGAGAUUGCAGAAUGUCAGAGGGAGAUAUCAGAAGCGAAAGCAAUGGUGGAAGAAGCACAGCGCUCUCUCUAUGGCUAUGAGGUUGGAAACCGAGAUGCUUUUAUGGAGGCGGGAACAGAAGAGCUUGAUAGAAAUGCAGAGAGGUUGGAGUCUGUGAAAGCAGCUUCUGUUUCUGCCCUAGUAGGGAGUUUUGCAGGGCUCCCGAUUGCCCUUGCUCAAAUGACCAGCAAUUCACUGCUUAUUCUCCCUUUCACAAUCACCUUCGUCAGUUGUGCACUAUUCGGAGUCACUUUUCGAUAUGCAGUAAGAAGAGAUUUGGACAAUUUUCAGCUCAAGACAGGAACUUCUGUGGCAUUUGCCUUUGUAAAAGGUCUUGCUACACUGGAUGGUGGACCUCCUUUGGAAUUGGAAAUGGGGAGUUUUCUGUCGCAUGCUGUUGGAAGUGCAGUUUAUGUAGCUGAGAAUCUUCUAGUCUUUUUAUUUUCUGGAAUUGCACUGGAUUAUUGUUUCAAGAUGAGGUUGUUAAGUCCUUUUCCUAUUCAAAGAUCUGCUUCAGAGACUGAAAGAAGGUGAAGAGCUUUUUACUCUAGCAGACAAAAUCAUUUUUCUUUUGAUGGAUGUACAUGUACACUAUCUAAGCAAUUUCAUUUCUGGCUA